AUGGCGCCUCUAGCGGCCGCCCCCGUGCACCACGCGCCGGCGUGCGGCCUCCUUCCGUCGAAAACAGCCAAGCCGAUGUUCGCUCGCCGCUCGGUGCUCCUCUCCCCCUCGCUACGGCGCGACGGCGGGGACAGGCGGCGCGCGGGCCCGGCGAGGAGCGCCCACGCACACGUGGAUUCCACGAUGCACCGGUCGACGGGCGUGCCCCGCCCAGGUCCCCGCGCGUCGAGCGCUACAACACGGCGACAGAUCAAGGACCGACCCGCCGUGCAGAAGCCGAUCGUCGCGGACCCCGAUGACCCCGCGGCAGGCUCCGUCCAGGACACGAGGAGCCAGAGAGGCUUGCCCGACGUCUUCCGGCGCCUCCUCGACCCGCGAAGCUCCGACACGUGGCUGGACUACCAGCCCGACCCGAACGUCCUCGCCGCGGUCCGCGACGUCCCGCCACAGCGCGUCAUGGCCGUCGUCCGCCGCCUCGGGAACGACGCCGCCCUCCGCGCCCGCGUGUACCCGCUGCACCGCUGGCUGCGCCUCGCAGGCUACGCCAUCGACUCGCAGCUGUGCUCCGCCACCAUCAAGGCGCUCAUCCGCGGCAAACCCGACCGCGACGCCGCCUCGGAAGUCCUCCAGUGGGCAAUCGAGAACGUGGCCAUCGACGCGGUGCUCGUGACGCAGGGCGUCAACCUGCACCUCGCGAUGGGCGAGCCGCGGCGCGCCGAGGCGCUCUGGAGCUCCGCGAUCGAGCAGGGCGUGACGCCGGACGGGUACAUGCUGGAGGCGUUCGCCAAGCUGUGCGUCGCGCGCAGCGACGCGCAGGCGCUGCACGUGCUGCUGCAGAGCCUCGAGGAGCCCACCGCUCCGCGGUGCACGCCGUACCUUCUCACGGCGCUCACGAAGGCGUGCAAGACGCUGCGCGUCCCGGGGUACGGCCCGCGGCUCCACGCCAUUGGGAAGCGCAGCCAGCUGCGGAUGACGCCGCACGUGGCCGCGGCGUUGAUCGCGGGGAUGCCGACGCUCCCCCAGGCCAACGCCGUGUUCCAGGAGAUGCUCCAGCAGGGCUACACGCCGGACUCGGUCUCCUGCACGGCGCUCCUCCAGGUCAUCGUCCGGUCCGGCGAGAUGCAGCGCGCGGCGCAGUUCCUGGAAUGGAUGUCGCGGAACGGCGUGCCGAUGACGGUCGUGACGUACUCCGUGUUCCUCAGCGGGCUGGCAGAACACGCCGAAGACGACGCCGUCGCGACGCUCCCGCUCGAGGCGUACAGCGCCGGGCGGCGCCGCGCCGCGACGACGGGCGCCACGACCGGCCCGGUGAACUGGGCGGAGCUGCCCGUCGACCUCAACCACCACACGUACGCGGGGAUGAUCCGCGCGGCGCAGACGCUCCCGCGCGCGCGCGCGGUGUACCGUUUGUGGAAGGAGAUGGAGCUCAACGACCAGCUCUCCGGCGGCGAGGCGCAGGUCGUCGUCGGCGCGAUGAUGACGCGGUUCCUCGCCAGCGACAUGCACCGCGAGUGCCUCGAGACCUUCUCGCGCGCCCGCACCCUCGGCAUCCGCCCCGGGCAGCAGUGCUUCAACAUCGCCCUCUGCGCCGCCUCGCGCGCCGGCGACCACGCGGCCGUCGAGGCGCUCUUCGACGCGUCCCCGGCGCGCGACCGCGUGACGUACGAGACCAUGGUCGGCCACGCCGCGCGCCGCGGCGCCCCCCGCGCUGCCGAGGAGUACCUGCAGCUUCUACUCGCGGCGGGACUCCGCCCGGGGGACUCUGCGUGGGUCGGGCUGAUCGAGGCGUACUGCCGGGCGCGGCAGCCGCGGAUCGGCGUGCGGUGUCUGGGCCGCGUGUCGAAGUUCGGCGGCGGCACGCGGGCGUACAACGCGAUCCUGACGGCGUGCGAGGUGUCGGGGGAGUAUGAGCGCGCGAUACACGUGUUCGAGGAGAUGCGGCGCGUGGGCGUGAAGGGGGACGCGGCGACGCGGCUGAUUCUGGCGUCGUGCGGCAAGAAGGGCCUCGCGCAGGUCGUCGAUCAGCAGAACUUCGUGUCGGCGCUGACCACGGCGGCGGCGGUGGCGGGCGGCAUGCUGAUCCGCGCGGGGAUCUUCUGA
Molecule: messenger RNA, 2100 nt
Organism: Pedinophyceae sp. YPF-701
Lineage: Eukaryota; Viridiplantae; Chlorophyta; Pedinophyceae
Source: the annotation of a GenBank genome assembly